AUGGCCGACAGGGGCAGCCGCGGACGUUUGGGUAUUGGAGUGGAGCUUGGUGGCAAGUCGGUUGAAGGGCUCGACUUCCACCUGGUUGACAUUGGCACCGUCUUCGACUGCUACCUCACCGAUCCAGCCGUCCAAGACAUGCAACAGCACUCGUUCAAGACCGCGGGGUCCGAGCAGCUCGCUCUCAUUCCAGGGGACGGCUUGCGCGCGGACCUCCUCAUUUCGCCUGGUUCCUGGUCCACCGAAGGUCGUCGCUUCUUACCUAAGCCAGGGCAUGUCGCGCUCACCGGCGGGAUGUACGAGGAAGUGUCUGCUGUGACGGAGGCGCACCCGCGCGUGGAGCGACUCCUGGAAAGCCUGGUGGAGGAGAUGUGGUGCUACGGCGAAGAGGAGGACUUAACGAAAGAUGCCACGUCUCUGGACGUCUGGGUUAUGGAGCCCCCGCGCGCCCUCCUCCACAACACACCCUCGGACGCCACGCCCGUUUGCAAGGCAGGCAGACUGUUUUUCCUGCAUUUGCUCGGGCUCGACACCACCGGUCACUCGUACCGCCCUCAUCCAAGAGAGUACUUGACGAACAUUCAAGUAGUGCACCAGAUCGCCAAACACACGGAAGAGCUCUUUCUUGAGCUCUACUCGGACGACGAGAGAGCGUACGUCUUUACCCAGUCUUCAAGACAACCAUCUUCAUCCUCGUGCCUUAACAACCUCGGCUGGUCGCUAUUCCUAGUGGCCGACAUCGCCUGGGACGGCAACCUACGCGACAAGAAAGGCGUUCCACCUGAGUUUCAUAGGCCUGGGUCUUUUCCGUGCUAUACACCGCCGCGCUACCCUUCGUUUUUCGCGUCGACCGGACACGCGCGUUUCUUCCUCGGACGUGGAGUAGCCUUCGUGUGGCUGGCGAUUGCUGUGUUCUACGUCGCGUAUUCGCCGACGCCCACAAUGUGGCCGGAACCGUUGCCUCGGUAUCCCCCGGUCCUUAACCCGUUCCUCAUGGCGGCCAUCUUGAUGGUUGCUUCCUUCACCAUCCUCGCGAUCCACUUGAAUGCACGCUUCUCGCUCCCCCGUUCAGCCUCUCCCUCGUCGUCCCUACCUUCACAGAUAUACCCCCCCUACGUUCACUGCCGCGUUGUCAGCGUACUGGAAGCGACCGAGGCCAUGCACCAGUACUACGCCGUCAACCUCAUGGACAGGUCGGUCUGGGGCAGCAUCUCGCCGACGGCCAAGGUAGUCAAGCCCCUCUUAGUCCACUAUCGUUUUCUCAUCGUCUUUUCCGCCUCAGAUUCCUUUCAUCACCUAUUGCGGCCCGAGGUCCCUCCCGACCAGCCCUCGCGUUCGUCCGAGAAGAUCACCGAGUCGCUCAUCAUCGCCGAUGAGUACCCCUCCGCAGGCUCAUCCCCACCGAUCCGAUCGCGCGUACACGCCUGCGCCUCUUCGUCAACCAAUGGGAGCGCCCUUGGGGCAAGCAAGUUCGCGGUCGGGGACGGGCUCACGCUCGCGGACGUCGCCGUUGCGCAGUUCCUGUUCCGGCACUACCACCUCAUGCGGCACGAGACAAGCACCCGUUGGGCGAGGUUCGUCGACCGCCUGGAGGGGCCCGGGUUUGCGCGGUUCCGCGAGUAUGCGGAGGCGGUCAAAUCGCACCCGAGCGUCAAGAAGACGCAUGAUGAGGUCCGUAGAAUGACGCAACAUCUCGGAACCCCGAGACGAAGGCUCUCGCGCGCGCGCCCCGCAACGCUCGGCGCGGCGAAGGCGGAGGACGGGCACGCGUGCACGGCGUACCGCGCCCCCGCACGGCCGUGGUACAAGACCCGCAAGUGGCUGCUGAUCUUUUUCGUCGCCGGCAUCGUCGCCGCCGCCGCCGUCGUGGGCGGCGCCGUCGGCGUCACGGGCAACCAGGGCCACACCAACGCCCUGACGUCGUCGACGGCGGCGAACCCUGGGGAAAGCCAGUCGGUGACGAAGCCCGCGUUGUCGGCUACGACGAACGAGAGUGGCGGCACCGGCACGUCCACAGCGUCGGACACAUCAGGCGCAUCGGCCCAGACGCAAGCCUAA
This is a messenger RNA of Epithele typhae, 2058 nucleotides long. RefSeq lists its product as uncharacterized. Gene Ontology annotation, molecular function: mannose-ethanolamine phosphotransferase activity. The transcript has 18 exons. Gene Ontology annotation, biological process: GPI anchor biosynthetic process. Gene Ontology annotation, cellular component: endoplasmic reticulum membrane. Lineage: Eukaryota; Fungi; Basidiomycota; Agaricomycetes; Polyporales; Epitheliaceae. The coding region runs from base 1 to 2058 and encodes 685 amino acids. The record is from RefSeq and is a predicted model, not a curated record.